CAAGAGACCCCGUCGCGUUUUGACCCUGCGAAACCUCCCCGCACACCGCCACCACCACCACCACCAUCACCACUCCUCUUCCUCCUCCUCCUCCUUCUUCUUCUCUCCUCUUGAGACAGAAAACACCAUCGCUCACUCCCAGCCGUGACAUUUUCCAGCCUGUCGCCGUAUGCUGCGCGGACAGCGAGCACAAGGAGCCAAAAAGGAAGGGACGCUUUCUGUCUGCCCUCCACAGCCACCGAGCAUCCCGACGGGCUGCGAGCCGGAGCGAGAGGCGCACCAGGCGGAGGCGAGGCGCUGCAGGAAACCGCUGCUCCCUUACACCGGGUUUCUGGACUACACCGGACACGGCCCGAACAGGACUGGAUAUUUACGUCUCGGACCACGGGGACACAGGAAGGGGGCAAAGCUCGCUGGACUAACCGAGCAGCGCAUCAUCAUCUCCGGUGUAGGACUGGCUGUCGAGGCGCAUGGAGAAGAGGUAUGAAGAGCUGGUGCACUACUCAGGGUCGGAGGGCAUGUCGGUGGGGGGGUACGGGGACGAUGUCAGGCCGCUUCCUCCCCCACACUACGGACCCACCAUACCCGACUCCCUCAAACACCACAAAGACCAGAUCUACGGUCACCCACUGUUUCCACUGCUGGCCUUAGUGUUUGAAAAGUGCGAGCUCGCCACCUGCUCCCCUCGAGACUCCGCCUCCCUCUCAGCCACCUCCCACCUCCCCGGCAUGACCAAUCACAGCGACGUCUGCUCCUCUGAAUCCUUCAACGAUGACAUCGCCGCAUUUGCAAAACAGUCAUUUGGUUUUUUUGCGUCGCAGAUCCGUUCGGAGAAGCCCAUAUUUUCUUCCAAUCCUGAGCUCGACAACUUGAUGAUCCAGGCCAUACAGGUUCUUCGCUUUCAUUUACUGGAGUUAGAGAAGGUGCAUGAUCUGUGCGAUAACUUCUGCCACCGCUACAUCACCUGUCUAAAGGGCAAAAUGCCCACAGACCUCAUCCUGGACGACCGGGAGGGCGGCUCCAAGUCUGACAUGGAGGACUUCACCGGAUCCUGCACCAGUCUGUCGGAGCAGAAUGCAUCGUGGUUACGGGAGCCAGAUGAAUGUGCCACGACUCCCCUGGGAACGCCAGGCACCUGCGGCCUGCCUUCACACAGCACAGCAGACAACUGUAGCGACACAGGCGAUGGUCUGGACGGAGGAGCUGCCUCCCCCAGUACAGGAGACGACGACGACUCCGACAGAGACAGGAGGAACAACAAGAAGCGGGGAAUCUUCCCCAAAGUGGCCACAAACAUCAUGAGAGCGUGGCUCUUCCAGCACCUGUCGCACCCGUACCCGUCUGAGGAGCAGAAGAAGCAGCUGUCCCAGGACACAGGACUGACCAUCUUACAGGUCAACAACUGGUUCAUCAACGCCAGGAGGAGAAUAGUUCAGCCGAUGAUUGACCAGUCAAAUCGCUCAGGUCAGGGUGGCCCGUACAGCCCAGAGGGAGCAGCUCUUGGGGGCUACGGGCUUGACGGACAGGCCCACCUUGGGCUACGAACAGCAGGUCUCCAGGGGAUGUCUUCUCUGCAGGGUGACUACCCAGGCGCUCUACUGUCCCAACCAGGCUAUCCUCCCCACCCGGGACCCUCCCUCCACCCUUACCCGGGCCCUCACCCCCAUGCCGCCAUGCUGCUCCACCCGCCGCCACAUGCACACCCCGCAGAGCCACUCCUCGCCCAGGGACUGGACAUACAUGCACACUAGUUGUGGGGGGGGGAGUCGGAGUUAUGUGUGUGUGUGUGUGAGGGAAAUGUACUGUAUGAAUGUGUGAGUGUGUGCGGUGAGAUAUGAGUGUGCGUGUGUGUGUGUGCUGUGUAUGUGUGAUGACGCAUACUGAACACUAUUUAUAGAAAAAAAGACACAUUGCUCCAAAAGUUUACAUUCCCCACUGAAAGACACUGACCUCAAUGUAGCUGUUCCACUCACUCACACACAUACGAGUAGACAUAAACAUUACACUCAAACACACACACACACACACACACACACACAUACACACACACACACACACACACACAGUCUGGACCCACAGGUUUAAGCCAUACCUCUUUCAGAGUAGAAGUGCUUCCUCCUCUCCAAAUGUCUCCACUGUGUCCUGUGGGUGAGACACAUGCUUUAAACCACACUUCCCAUCAUGCCUGCUGAACCACAAGACGACAGUCGAACGGCUCGAAGAGACAGAUGAAUAUUUGUCCCCAGACUUUGCGACAGCACACGGACGUUACUGGAUGGGACUCGAUCCUGUGAACACGCCUUCUUCACUUCUCCCUGUCUUCCUGCACUCGUUGACUGUCACACACACAAACACACACACCUUCACACACACUUUACUCAAAGCUGAUUUGAGUUUUUUCUUAUUCUAUUUUUAUAUUUAUGUGUGCCACUCCAGGCAGAUGCAGCUUCACGUGAGCUUGUCGAAAUAUUAGUGCUCUUCCUCAGCAUGAAGCUAAACACUAUGAAUGACUUCCAGUCUGCCUCGCUCUCGUACCACUGACCUCCUUAAGAUGCCAACAGGCGUCCGUUACCUUAGGAUCUUUCCUACACACAUGCAAACACACAACAUACACACACAUAGCAGCAACACUGAAAGCCAUUUCCACACACACACACACACACAUAUACAUAUACAUAUACAUAUACAUACACAAACACACACACACACACACAGACACAAAAUCUCUGUAAGCAUUUCUAGUACAUUUUUUGUGUGUCACGGUAGUGUGUGAGGGGAGCUGCAGCCAAAGGACUCUUGAAACAUUCGGCUCCCUCUCCACUCUGCUCGGACUGCUGAAACAUUUCUGAAUGAUGAUGGGAAAUACAGUUAAAGUAUUAAAAUGUUUUUUUUGUAAGACUUGUC
Molecule: messenger RNA, 2904 nt
Organism: Epinephelus moara (kelp grouper)
Lineage: Eukaryota; Metazoa; Chordata; Actinopteri; Perciformes; Serranidae
Gene: meis3
Product: myeloid ecotropic viral integration site 3
Exons: 13
Coding region: 471-1751 (426 amino acids)
Biological process (GO): positive regulation of transcription by RNA polymerase II; positive regulation of cell population proliferation; eye development
Molecular function (GO): DNA-binding transcription activator activity, RNA polymerase II-specific; RNA polymerase II cis-regulatory region sequence-specific DNA binding
Source: RefSeq, a predicted model, not a curated record